AUGGUUUUGCUGGCUCUGGCCGUUACUGUCCCAUUUCUGCUGCUCCGCACCUCCGAAACCUCCGCUCAUUACUACGAGAUGAUGGGCACCUGUCGGAUGGUUUGCGACCCGUACAGCCCCAAACCGGGAGGUGCCACCGCCAUGGAGGUGAUCCAGAACGUGAACGGUGUCGCCCCCCCGCAGCCGCCGAUGGCGCAAGGAAGUCGCGGGGAGCCAGGGAGACCGGGUAAACCGGGACCCAGGGGCCCGCCGGGAGAGCCAGGACCCCCAGGUCCGAGGGGGCCACCGGGAGAGCGCGGCGACAGUAAACUCGCCUUCCCCGCUUUAACCGGAGCUGCGCGGGUUGAGAACGGAGACACAGACGGUGUGAACUCCACAAACAACAGUUUCAGGAUCGCUUUUUACGUCGGGCUGAAGAAUCCACACGAGGGAUAUGAGGUGUUAAAGUUUGACGACGUGAUUACAAACUUGGGGAACCACUACGAUGCGAGCACCGGGAAGUUCACCUGCCAUGUGUCCGGGAUCUAUUUCUUCACCUACCAUGUGCUGAUGCGGGGAGGGGACGGGACCAGCAUGUGGGCCGACCUGUGCAAGAACGGACAGGUUCGGGCCAGUGCCAUAGCUCAGGAUGCAGACCAGAACUACGACUACGCCAGCAACAGUGCCGUGCUGCACUUGGACUCUGGAGACGAGGUCUACGUCAAGCUGGACGGCGGCAAAGCUCACGGAGGCAACAACAACAAGUACAGCACCUUCUCCGGCUUUAUCUUAUACCCCGAUUAAACACAACACAGCAGGCCCAUGGACUGUAACCAUCACUGAAAACUGUUUCCAGUAAAGUAUAUGUUCUAAUAGCCUGUGUUUCUUUUCUUUAUAUUUAUAAGUGCCACAAUGCAACUGUUUGUCCUGUUCAUUUAGUGACAUAUCUUUUUAUUUGUAUUUCAUUUAUCUUAAGUUCAAUUGGAGGUUGCUGUCACCAGUGAUUAUGUAACAUCAGUAACAUGUUAUUUUAAUUCUUCUGAAUUAAGGUGAAAACUCACUGGCUGCUAACAGGCUUAGAGGUUCCUACAGUACAGUGUGUAAUAUAUUGAAGUACAGUAAAUACAGUACAUCCUUAUCCCCACAAUCCAGCUGUCAUGCACCUUAAACUGGAUGAGCUGCACCUGUUUUAUGACCGAAACGGUGUGAUGAGUUCACUGGAAAGUGCCAAAGCGGACAGACGUCACAUCUAAAUGCAUUAGAUCAGACACAAAAAGUUUUAACCUAACCUCAUACUUUGAUCGCUGUACCGAGCAGAAUCAUGGUGCUUUCAGUAGCAUUCAGUGUUUCACAA
Messenger RNA from Toxotes jaculatrix (banded archerfish), 1333 nucleotides. RefSeq names its product complement C1q-like protein 2. The coding region runs from base 1 to 783 and encodes 260 amino acids. The transcript has 2 exons. Lineage: Eukaryota; Metazoa; Chordata; Actinopteri; Toxotidae. The record is from RefSeq and is a predicted model, not a curated record. Gene Ontology annotation, molecular function: protein binding.